AACCUAACAAAUCCAAAACAAAUGGCUUUUCUCAUAAGAAAACACCAAAAAUCCUUAACCUUCAGCGACAGAGCCUUCAAAGGUCUCGGCGACCUCAUCAAACUCCUUCCAAGCGGCACCGUCUUCCUAUUCCAGUUCCUUAAUCCCCUCCUCACAAACAACGGCCACUGCAGUACCGUCAACAAAUACCUUUCCGGCGCUCUCCUCGCCAUCUGCGGCUUCUCCUGCUGUUUCUCCACCUUCACAGACAGCUAUGUUACCGCUGACGGUCGGGUUUACUAUGGAAUCGCUACGCGGACGGGGUUAUGGACAUUCUCCGACCCUAAUGCGUCUCAGAGAGAUCUCUCGAAGUAUAAGUUGAGGAUUGGUGAUUUUGUCCACGCGUUCUUGUCGAUUGUGGUGUUUGGUGCAAUUGCGUUGUUGGAUUUGGAUACGGUGAGGUGUUUUUACCCUGCGGCGGAGGGGGAGGAGAAGAUUUUAAUGAGAGUGUUGCCGACGGUGGUGGGUGGGGUGGCGAGUACAAUUUUCGUGGCGUUUCCGAAUGAGAGGCAUGGUAUUGGAUAUCCGCCGGCUAUAUCGCCGGAGGAGUAAAUUGGUUGUGUAUGCGUUCCGGCGGGCUGAGUGAUACGAUAUUUGUUGGAUGUGUUCAGUAGCUUGAAUGAUGAAGAUGAAAAUCGAAGGAAAUAUUAUAUUCAGGAUGGAGAUGUAUAGUUUAAGAAUAUUAUAUAGGUUGAAUUUAAGUGUUUGAUUGAAUGUAAAUUAAAUAUAAUAGAAUCAUACUUUUUAUUUAUUUGUAUGUAGUUUAAGAAAAAUAAA
Phalaenopsis equestris is the source of this 816-nucleotide messenger RNA. RefSeq lists its product as uncharacterized. The record is from RefSeq and is a predicted model, not a curated record. The transcript has a single exon. Gene Ontology annotation, biological process: endomembrane system organization. The coding region runs from base 22 to 591 and encodes 189 amino acids. NCBI's taxonomy places the organism in Eukaryota, Viridiplantae, Streptophyta, Magnoliopsida, Asparagales, Orchidaceae.